Caenorhabditis briggsae is the source of this 495-nucleotide messenger RNA. The coding region runs from base 1 to 495 and encodes 164 amino acids. The record is from RefSeq and is a predicted model, not a curated record. NCBI's taxonomy places the organism in Eukaryota, Metazoa, Nematoda, Chromadorea, Rhabditida, Rhabditidae. The transcript is spliced from 3 exons.
AUGUUCAGCUCUCAAAUUUCGAUUCUUAUACUGGCAACUAUCGGAGUGGUCGCAUCGCAGACAUGUAAUUUCCAAAAGUCGGCUGUUAAGGCAAAUUGGAAAAUCGUAAAUGGAGCAUUGCAAAUUCAGUAUCAGAAUAAUCGAAUUACAAAUAAUCAAUGGACAGCAGUUGGAUUUGGUCCUGGAAUGUCCAACUUGAACGUGAUCGUAUUCAUGGUUCAAAACGGACAAAUCACCACUCGAACCGGAAGAACCACUGGAUACGGACCACCAGUUUUCGACAAUCAAAACAACAUCAACGUAUCAAUGGCAAAUCACUCUGGCUCAACUUUGAAUGCUCUCGUUUCUGUACCAUUGAACUUCAACGGAAUGAAUGUUCAGAAUUGUCAGACUUGGAAUUUUGUCCAAAGCGGACCAAUCAACAACGGACAAAUGGGAGUACACACAUCCAGACCGGAUCAAGUCAACAAUGUUUGCGCGUCACAGUGUAGAUGA